AUGCUCGGUGCUGCGGGUAUAGCACAAGCAGCUACAUCUUGUCCAUGUGGUUGUCGUACCCAGAACGGUACCGAUUGGGUAUACCGUGAUGGUGCUGACUUGAAACAGAAUGGACAAAUUUUCAAAUGGGCUUCUGUUAAUGUUAUGGAUUUGGGUCAAUUGAUUGAUCGACCUGGAUAUGCUCAAACAACCGUCACUCCAUAUGAAGCUUGGGAUGCUCUCAAAGCUGUAUCAGUUAUGGGUGGUCGUGUCGCUCGUAUCUACGAAUUCAGUAUCUACAACUCCGUAAACCCAACCGGCGACAUAUCUACUUUCCACUGGCAAGGUCCCGGCAAAUACAAUGAAGCCCUCUUCCAAUCCCUCGACUCGACAAUCGCAACCGCCAACUUCCUCAAAGUCAAACUAAUCAUUGGUCUUAUCGAUUGGUGGUGGUGGAGGGGUGGCUGUGCUGAUUUCGUUCAAUCUGUAUGGAAUACGAUUCCUGCCAAGCAGGGGUGGACUGCUAAAUCCAUGGAUUUCUAUACUGAUGCUGAUGCAAUUGCCGAGUUUAAGAAUUUCUUGAAGUGGAUUGUUAAUAGGAAGAAUACUGUUAGUGGACUUCGAUAUGGUGACGACCCAGCAAUCCUUGCUUGGGAACUCGGUAAUGAAGCAGCAGGAUGGAACCAAAUCACACCUCCAGCAUGGACUAAAGGAAUUGCUCGAUACAUCAAAACCGUCGCUGGUGACCCAAAUCAUUUGAUUCUUGACGGUACCAUUGGUGGUGAAUACGGACUUCAAAACACUGAUGGAUCAUGGCCAAACCCUUCAAUUUCUAAAUGGCAAUACAUGCUCCAACAAGGUGUAUUAAGUGAUGCUUGUGUUGACAUUUUCAAUAAUCAUUAUUAUAGCUCUCAAGGCCCAACCGACUACGCCAACCGUGCCCUCCGUGACGUCGCCAUAGUCCGCUCCGCCGGCAAGCCCUUCAUCGUCGGCGAGUACGGUUUCGCAGACAAGCAAUCCUACGACAAUCUCAAUUCUGCCGCAACCAACAAUGGCGUCACCGCAACCAUGAUCUGGAACAUGAACUUCCAUUCCCGUGACGGAGGCUGGUAUGUCCAUUCCGAAGGCAACGGGUACCUCUCCUACCACUUCCCCGGUUUCGCAACAUCCAAUUCGUCACCCUUCGAUGAAAUCGAUGUCAUGAGCAUGCUCCGUAACUGGUCGCGCUGGAUUACCGGUACUAGUUUCCAGACCCUGCCUGUACCUGACGCACCUGAUCUCAGUAUCACGAGCUCCAGUCCUAGGAAUAUGAAGUGGAGGGGUUCGCCCGGUGCUCAGACGUAUCAGUUGCAGAGGGGUUUGAAUGCGUCUGGGCCGUUUACGGUUGUUGCUAGUGGGAUAACGGACAAUGUGCCUUCUGGAAGCACCAUUUAUAAUGAUUAUGGUGCUACUUGUGGAGUUACUUAUUAUUACCGUCUGCAGGCUUGCUCGGAAGGUGGAUGCUCGAUACCGUCUGCUAUUCGUGGGCCAAUCAAGUGUUAG
Synchytrium microbalum is the source of this 1521-nucleotide messenger RNA. RefSeq lists its product as uncharacterized. The transcript is spliced from 6 exons. The coding region runs from base 1 to 1521 and encodes 506 amino acids. Lineage: Eukaryota; Fungi; Chytridiomycota; Chytridiomycetes; Synchytriales; Synchytriaceae. Gene Ontology annotation, molecular function: hydrolase activity, hydrolyzing O-glycosyl compounds; protein binding. The record is from RefSeq and is a predicted model, not a curated record.